Messenger RNA from Nothobranchius furzeri (turquoise killifish), 2766 nucleotides. RefSeq names its product multiple inositol-polyphosphate phosphatase 1b (gene minpp1b). Lineage: Eukaryota; Metazoa; Chordata; Actinopteri; Cyprinodontiformes; Nothobranchiidae. The record is from RefSeq and is a predicted model, not a curated record. Gene Ontology annotation, molecular function: acid phosphatase activity; inositol phosphate phosphatase activity.
CUAUUUCCGUCUCUGCUAACAUGCCUAGUUUUGGUCUGUUUGGUCUGUGUAUAAUAUGGUAUCGAAAAACGUUUGCCAUUCUGGGUCAUUACGUCACAAAACCCGGAACAUAAACAAGCAAACGAAGGCGGUGGGUUGAAGUUCGGUUUGAUGAAGUCCUUCUCCAGCUGAUAUGUUCCCCGUUUUUACACCCACACACCGACUGCUUCUGGCGGCUCUCACCUUGGUUCCGACCCGCCUCUUGUGCUCCUCGUCGGCGGUACCAAACAUCCCGAACAUCGCCGUUUACUUCGGAACUAAGAGCCGCUACGAGGAGGUGAACCCGCACCUGCUGCAAGACGUGUUAUCUGUGAACGCGUCCGCGUUGAGACCUCCACCCGGCGAGAGCUGCUACCCGGUCCAUCUGACCGCUGUCAUCAGGCAUGGCAGCCGGUUCCCGACCGUCAAGAACAUCCGCAGGAUCCACAAGUUGAGCGAGCUGAUCCGCAAAGACGCCUCCAAAUCUUCGGAGGGCUCUGUCGGCUGGUUGCGGGAGCUCCGGAGCAGCUGGGAGCCGUGGUACACCGAGGAGAUGGACGGUCAGCUGGUGAUGAAGGGCAGGGAUGACCUUCGUUUCCUUGCCAGAAGACUGGCCACCUUGUUUCCAUCCCUCCUAUCAGAGGAGAACAUGAGGAAGGGGAAGAUUCGCUUUGCGAGCAGCUCCAAGCAUCGCUGUGUGAACAGCAUGGAGGCCUUCCAAGAUGGUCUGCACCAGCACUGGAGUCACCAAGACAGCCCUCCUGUAUACAGACAUGAGGUGGAUGAUGAGCUGAUGCGUUUCUUUGACCGUUGCCAUGGUUUUGUGGAGGGUGUAGAAAACAAUCGCACGGCACUGAUAGAGGUAGAGAAGUUCAAACACGGCGAGGAGAUGGAGGCACUGAGGAGGAGGACGGCUGAGAAGCUGGGCCUUCAUUUUCAUCGUCUCACACCAGACUUGGUGGAAGCUGCCUUCUUUUUGUGCACCUACGAGCUGUCCAUCAAGUCCCUCCAUUCACCGUGGUGCUUCUUGUUUGAUGAGAGUGAUGCAAAGGUGCUGGAGUACAAAUCGGACCUAAAGAACUUCUGGAAGCGCUCUUAUGGUCAUGUGAUCAACAGCUUAUCCAGCUGUCCUCUUUUCCAUCACAUCUUCAGAACACUGGAUAAAGCCGGUCGUCCUCGCAGGUCCACCGAGGCAGCUCCAGAACCAGCCUCUAUCCUCAUUGGACACGCUGAGACGCUCCUCCCUCUUGUCUCCCUGCUGGGACUGUACAAGGAUCAGACUCCACCCACGGCCAGCAACUAUCACUCGCAGCAUGGGAGAAGUUUCCGGACCAGCCGGAUUGUCCCGUAUGCUGCCAACCUGCUCUUUGUGUUAUAUGACUGUCAGCGCGGUCCGCGGCUGCAGCUGCUAGUCAACGAGAAGCCCGAGCACUUCCCGGGCCUGCAUACCCAGAAUGCACCACUCUACCGGGAUGUUCGGGCCACCUACCGCCACCUGCUAGAUGGAUGUGACUUUGACAAAGAGUGUGAGGGAAGGGCUCAGGGCCGGGGCCCCAACACUGAGCUCUAACCCAUUGAGCUUACCUGUCCUUCUUCACCACAGCCUUAAUUCCCCUGCUGAGCAAUCCUGCACAGUCAAUGUCCAAUCCGAGACCACCUCGGCCAGGCUGCUGUCUAAGCUCAGAAUGUUUUGAGAUAUUUUGUCACUGAUGUGAGAAAUAAGUUCAUCUUGUUUGAUGGGUAAUGCUUCGUCAUGGUGAUUCUGUUUAAUUUUGGGACAAAUGCUGAGUUUUGUGCGGGUUUAUUUAGAUAUUCAUCAGCUCAAAAUGAACAAGUUCAUCCUGAAGGAAACGACAAAACAUCUGGUCGUUGCAAAUGUUCUGUCAGGGCAUCUCAGCCGUCAGACCAACAGCAGCUGUUUCAUCACAUUUCUGGGCUCUAAAAAAUGUUUUCACUCGACAAAUAUUUCAGUAACAUCCUGUAAAGUUCACAAUAACCCCUUAAAAUACAAAAGAAAAUCCUGAUGAAUGCAUUUGGAUUCCGAAUUUCACAUUUUAAUUCUUAAAAUAUGAUUAUGAAAACUUUUGGAAAUUUUUCAUUUUAAAGAAAUGGAAUUUGUUAAAGAAAAUCUUUCAAACUUGUGAACUUUUUGUAAAAUAUUGAAGAUGCCUAAAAAUAUGUCUAAUUGAUCAAUUUCAAAAAUUAUAAAAUAACUUUAGAAUAUCAAAAAUAUAAAUAGAAAAGGGACAUAGAAAAAAAUGAGUGGUAUCUGGGAUAUCUUUAAUAUUUAAAAAUCGUAAAAUAUUUUAUUAUAUAUUAGAAAAUUUGGGAAAAGUUGAAUUUUUUGUGGUUUUUCAUUUUCUGUGUGAUUUAUGCAUCCUGAGCGGAGAACGUUUCAUCAGAAGGACUUUUACCAAAAUCAGACAUGUCUCUUGCUGAAAUGUUUGGGCAAACUGACAGUUAAGCUUUACUGGAACAUUUAAUUUGAUUCAGUCAGGCAAAAGCUUUACGUUGACUUUUUUUUAUAAUAAUCAUGAUUUUCUGCUAAAAACUUUUUUAUUCCCCCUCAUGAUGAAUCUUGAUUAAAGCCAAAAAUUGUGCAUUUCUACAUCCGUUUUCCUGCUCUGCUUGAAUCUUGUGCAUUUAGGGUAGUUCUUUUGGUGCAUGUUUAAUUUUCUUGGUGCCAAAUAGUUUAACUGGUGCUUUUUUGUUUUCCAAAUGUUUCUAAAUAAAAGCUUUAAUGAAGUG